This is a messenger RNA of Gambusia affinis (western mosquitofish), 1342 nucleotides long. Its product is annotated as ribonuclease pancreatic. The record is from RefSeq and is a predicted model, not a curated record. The coding region runs from base 116 to 691 and encodes 191 amino acids. Lineage: Eukaryota; Metazoa; Chordata; Actinopteri; Cyprinodontiformes; Poeciliidae. The transcript is spliced from 2 exons.
GCUUCACACUGGAAGUGAAAUGUGGAAGCGCAACUGAAUGACAGAGGAACGACCAACAUCUGCAGAUUUAGAUUUAUUUUGACCAUACGGCAUUUUUCUGUGGCCAGAACCAGGAAUGGCGGCCUACACAUUGUGUCUCUGUAUUGCUGCCAGUCUCCUUUUUACUCAGCCAACAUCUGCCAAAAACGAUGCUCCCUGUCUGCCCGGAAAGUGGAACAAUGCCGCUCAAACCUUCAUCAAGCGCCAUCUUCCCAAAGGGACUCCGAUUUCUCUGGACCAGAAUGAGUGGGAAAAGUUCAUCAAGUCUCUAGGCUGUGACAGACCCACGCAGUCGUUCCUCCACCCAGAUGAGCUGGAGAAGGUGAAAUCUGUGUGCUCCAGCAGAGGAGGGAAGGUGCUGAAAGAAAACCUGUGCAUCAGUAAGCAGCCAUUUAGUUUUGUGACGGUGAGGAGCGUCCAGGGAACCUGCGGGAUCAAGAGCAUCACGCAGGAAAACAAACAUCUGAUCCUCGCCUGCGAGGUGUUGGAGAAUCAGUGUGUCCCGGUCCACUUUGAGGGAAACUCCAAGGAUCAAAAACCCAGUAACAACGCCAAAGACUGCCAGGACCCUCAGACCAGAGGCCAGGCUCCCACCUUCAAAGUGACACCCCUCUGGUUGUUUGCGUGUAUGCUUAUUUUUUAUGCGUUCUGACUUUUUCGAAGGACAUUUGGAGGAACUAGAUGAGACUGAGAUUUUUAUCAGAGGGUAAUUUUACUUUGAGUUGUGGUUUUUGAUUUUAAAACAGUGUUGCAUCAUAAUUGCAUAAGCCAAAUAUAUUUCUUUCAAUUUUACCUGUCCUCAGGUAUUUGCAUGUGUUUUCAGUCCAUUUCUGAGCUCGUUUUUCUAUAAUCAUUUAUUGCCAUAAUGUUCAAGUUAUAUCAGCCAUUUCAGUAAUAAAAAGCUAAUUUUUGUUCUGCGGGCCCAAAACAAAAAUUUGGGGGCCGCAAAAAUUUUAGUUUUUGCUGGCCCAAAAUUUCUUGUUUCUUUUAAGCAAGAGAAACAAGAAAUUCCAGGGUGCAAAACCUGUUUAUUAUACCAAUAUCAGGAUUUUAAAAUAUAUUAGAAUCAUGUCAGUCAAAUGUAUUUUCAAAACAUUUCAAUUUUAUUUAAUUUUAACAUUUCAUUUGAGACUAUAUGCCGUGUUUGCAUGUGUUUUCAGUCAGUCAGCUUUAUGUGUUGCACAAUCUAAUUUGUCCUGUGUUCUUUGCGAGUAAAAAUAGAUACAGUUUUGAUAUAAAAUGGAUUUAAAUUGGAAUCAUUUUAAAAAUGCAAACAGACUGUUUAUUAAAAGUGUUUUCUUGA